Penicillium oxalicum is the source of this 693-nucleotide messenger RNA. RefSeq names its product RlpA-like double-psi beta-barrel domain-containing protein. NCBI's taxonomy places the organism in Eukaryota, Fungi, Ascomycota, Eurotiomycetes, Eurotiales, Aspergillaceae. The record is from RefSeq and is a predicted model, not a curated record. The transcript is spliced from 2 exons. Bases 1 to 693 code for a protein of 230 amino acids.
AUGACGCUCAUCCUCAAUGGACCCGUCGCAGAGUCGACACAAGAAUCAUGGGCAUCCGUACCCAAGCGAAAACCAGUACCAGCCACCAUGGCUGCCAUGGAAGCUCCUCAAAUGAACAGUGAGCAGACAGGUCAAAUAAACCCAAAAUUCGAGUCAAGCCUGGCCAAAGCGCAGGUUUCCAGACCAUUCGCUGGUGGUAUCGCUGUCUGGUUCGCAUCGCAGCGACGAUCGCGCAAAUUUCUCAUCCUCGGUAUCGCAGUGGGGAUUCUACUCAUUGCACUGGUUGUUGGUCUCGCGGUGGGCUUGACGAGAGGCAAAAAGCAUUCCAAUCUUCCACUUCCCACCAAGGAUGGGGGUCCUUACUCGGGUGAUCUGACAUACUACAAUCCUGCCCUUGGGUCCUGUGGUUUUAUCAAUACGGACUCUGAUAUGAUCUGUGCGGUGUCGCAUCUGCUCUACGACGCGGCCUCGACAGGGCCGAACCCCAACACCAAUCCGCUGUGCGGAAUGAAGCUGAGACUGCGUCGAAAGGGGGAGAGUGUGGAUGUCAAAAUAGUCGACCGUUGUGUGGGUUGUGCAGCAACAGACUUGGAUGUCACGGAAGCUGUCUUCAAGAAGGUGGCCGAUAUCGAUCAGGGUCGAGUCGACGUGGAGUGGUCCUGGCUAGAGACUCCACCUGUAUCUGUUCCCUGA